GUGAGCCCGGCGGAGAGAGGAUGCCGGGGGCCGGGAACGGCAGCAGGAGCCUGGCCGCUCAACUCUUUAUCCUUGUCCUUUCUUCUUUUGCCGUUCUGGCUCCAGAGGCAAACCCGGACGCGAAGCGACUCUAUGACGACCUCAUCUCCCGAUACAACAAACUCGUCCGACCCGUAAUCAAUGUUUCGGAAGCUCUCACAGUAUCCAUCAAGCUCAAGCUCUCACAGCUCAUCGAAGUCAACCUCAAGAAUCAAAUCAUGACAACAAAUCUUUGGGUGGAGCAGUAUUGGAACGACUACAAGCUCACUUGGGAUCCGAGGGAGUACGGAGGGGUGGACAUGCUUCAUGUGCCAUCUGACCAUAUAUGGAGGCCUGACAUCGUCCUCUAUAAUAAUGCUGACGGAAAUUUCGAGGUGACCUUGGAGACAAAAGCUCAACUGGACAACAGGGGGGCCAUUCAGUGGAAACCUCCGGCUAUCUACAAGAGCUCCUGCGAAAUCGACGUGGAAUACUUCCCGUUCGACGAGCAGACGUGUCUCAUGAAGUUCGGCUCAUGGACCUACGAUGGAUUUAAGGUGGAUCUCCGGCACAAGGACGAGGUCGAGGGCACCAACCUCGUGGAGGUGGGUAUCGACCUCAGCGAGUUCUACCUGAGCGUGGAAUGGGACAUCCUGGACGUGCCCGCUGUACGGCACGAGAAGUUCUACACGUGCUGUGAGGAGCCGUACAUCGACAUCACUUUUAACAUCAGCAUGCGCCGAAAAACGCUCUUCUACACGGUCAACCUCAUCAUCCCGUGCAUGGGCAUAUCCUUCCUGACUGUGCUCGUAUUCUACCUGCCGUCGGACUCGGGCGAGAAGGUGUCGCUCUCAAUCUCCAUCCUGCUCUCGCUCACCGUCUUCUUCCUGCUGCUGGCGGAGAUCAUCCCGCCCACGUCACUAGUCGUGCCCCUUCUCGGAAAGUACCUCCUGUUCACCAUGAUCCUGGUCACUCUGUCCAUCUGCGUCACGGUCGUCGUCCUCAACGUCCACUUCAGGACGCCUUCGACUCAUAAGAUGGCACCAUGGGUGAAACGGGUUUUUUUGCAUCUCCUUCCGAGACUCCUGCUGAUGCGGAGGCCAGCCUAUCCUGAUGAUGCCCCAAAGGUAAUGGUUCGCACCUGCAACGGCACCGAACUCCAGUCUGGGGAGUAUGCAGGGAGUGGCACCCGCUGUCCCAGCUACGACGACCUCCCCCACUACAGUGGCUGCCGAAUCCAUGGGCCGCCCAAGGAGGAGGAGCCACCGCCGCCCCGCCGCCUGCAUUUCUGUCCCGACUUGCAACGGGCCAUGGAGUCCGUGCACUACAUCGCAGACCACACACGGAGGCAGGAGGACCAGAUGAGCCAGGUGAAAGAGGACUGGAAGUACGUGGCCAUGGUGCUGGAUCGCCUCUUCCUCUGGAUCUUCUCGGUGGCCGUCCUCGUCGGCACUUGCGGGAUCAUCCUGCACGCGCCCACCCUCUACGACACAAGGGAACCCAUCGACAUGAUGAUGUCAGAGGUCGCUAUGGCAACCUUCCACCACCACAAGGGGCACCUUACCUGACAUCUUUGGCUCGUCAUCUUUGGUGAACAGAGGACCCACUCUCGCUUACACGAUUGCGCCAAGCUGUAUUUCUAUUGUGUGCCCUCGCACUGUCAGCCAUUUUGUCCCCAAAGGCUCUUGGGGAGAGUUGUAAUAUCAGACGAUGCAUUGUGGCUUGUCCUUAGAGGCCGUUCAUGAUCAUCAGUGAUGCAUUUACAGCGGAAAAGGUGGUAACACUCUUAAGCAACGCAUAUAGCGGGAUUGGUUUAAUUAGUUACCAACGUUGACUAGAAAAAUUCAUUCAUAUAAAACACGAAUAUUACUACCGCAAAAAAAAAAAAAAAGAACUAGAGUCUCCGAUUCAGUUUAUAUUGUUUGUGUUUUUCAUCAUUGCUAGCGCCAGCUUUUGACUAAACGCAUAUUGAAAAGGUACCUAAUUACAAAAAAAAAACUUAAACACGUUUUAUAAAAAUAUCAUCUAUUGCAAAUGUUAAAACCUCAGCUAAAUUACAUUAACAUGAAAACCGCACUUCAUUCUCUACCCUAUAAAUGGACAUGCAUAAAUUUCACUCGAAGUCACUGAGCUGGAUUACAAUUAAAAUGACGAUUUCA
This is a messenger RNA of Uloborus diversus, 2177 nucleotides long. Its product is annotated as acetylcholine receptor subunit alpha-like. Gene Ontology annotation, molecular function: acetylcholine-gated monoatomic cation-selective channel activity; transmembrane signaling receptor activity. Bases 21 to 1586 code for a protein of 521 amino acids. Gene Ontology annotation, cellular component: postsynaptic membrane; neuron projection; synapse. Lineage: Eukaryota; Metazoa; Arthropoda; Arachnida; Araneae; Uloboridae. The record is from RefSeq and is a predicted model, not a curated record. Gene Ontology annotation, biological process: regulation of membrane potential; monoatomic ion transmembrane transport; chemical synaptic transmission. The transcript is spliced from 9 exons.